Molecule: messenger RNA, 2377 nt
Organism: Ahaetulla prasina
Lineage: Eukaryota; Metazoa; Chordata; Lepidosauria; Squamata; Colubridae
Product: quinone oxidoreductase-like protein 2
Exons: 9
Coding region: 87-1256 (389 amino acids)
Cellular component (GO): mitochondrion
Molecular function (GO): oxidoreductase activity
Source: RefSeq, a predicted model, not a curated record
GGUAAUUGAGCCGACUGGGGUGAAACGGAUGUGGAAGCUAAGCGACGCCCGCGACGGUCAAGUUACCUUCCCUGGGCGGCCUGGCGAUGGUGAGCGGAGGCAUGUGGCUCCAUUGGUGCCUGGCCGCCAGGAGCGCUUCCCGGUUGGCGCGCCACAGGAAGAAUAUCUUUGGCCCUAAAUCAUGGAACCCCAUUUCUCUAGGCAGCAUUGUCUUCCUGCAGUCCCAGAGGACCUAUCGAGCAGUACUGUGCACUGAACUGAAAAAGCCAUUGGUUGUCAGGGAUGUCCCAUCUGCUUUGCUUCAGUCGCAUGAGGUCAGAAUUCAUGUCCGUUGCUGUGGAGUCAAUUUUGCUGACAUACUGGCCUGCCAGGGUCUUUACCAACAUCAGUAUCCUCUCCCAUUCAUCCCAGGAAUGGAAUUCUCGGGAGAUGUGGUGGAGACUGGGAAAGCUGUCACCAACAUCAAAGAGGGGGACUGUGUCAUUGGUGUGGCCAAUGGAAAAGCCCUGGCAGAAGAAUACAUUGCAGAUUCAAAGUUACUUUGGAAAAUCCCCCAAGGAGUAUCUUAUGAACAAGCUGCAGCACUGCCUGCUUCAUAUGGGACAGCUAUCUUGGCCUUGAAAUAUAGAGCACAAACACAACUAGGAGAAACUGUUUUGGUAACUGCGGCCGCUGGUGCUACAGGGCUUGCAGUUGUGGAUGUUGCAGCUAAUGUCCUUAAAGCAAAGGUGAUAGCAGCAGCAGGAAGUGAUAGUAAAUGCCACCUGGCUAUCCAGAAAGGAGCUCUUGAGAGUGUGAAUUACAACGAGGCUAGUCUGAAAGAAGAGGUGAAGAAGCUAACAGCAAACAAGGGAGUCGAUGUGGUUAUUGACACCGUUGGUGGAGACAUCUUCAAGCAGGCAUUGCAUAGUCUGGCUUUUAAAGGCAGAAUUGUGGUGGUUGGUUUUGCUGGAGGAACUAUACCUUCCAUUCCAGCCAACAUACUGCUUCUGAAAAACAUCUCUGCUCUGGGACUAUUCUGGGGCCAGUACCGGGAUGAAGAGUUCUCAGUCUUCUCCUCCACCAUUUCUUCAGCUCUUUCAUAUUAUCAAGAGGGUCAAAUCCAGCCUCACAUAGGAGGAAUGUUCAAACUAGAGGAGGUAAGGAAAAGAAGCUUGACUUCAACAGUUUUGAAGCUUUUGCAGAAUUUCUUGGAUUGUCCAGUGGACAAUCUUUAUAACAAUGAAAGAAAGGUGCUAAUGAAAUUGGGUGAAUAGAUGUCUGUAUGUCCUGCUGCUAUUUUGCAGGAUAAUAUUGUUAAUCCUUUAUCUUUGGAGAAAAGUAUGGGUCAGAUUUAUCACAGCUGCUUUCUGCAUAGGACUGGUGUAUAAAUUGGCUUUCUGAAUAAAAACUCAUCCAUAAAUGUAAAUGUUGCAGGUUACUGAAAUCCAGUAAUUUUGUCAGUAUAGUGGCAUAGGCAUAGGCAACCAUUACCACGAUGUCCGUUGAAGAUAAAGCUGUGGUAUGGAGUAAAAAAGUUUUUCCCAAAGGAGAUAUAGAGCAGAUGGUAUUAGCCUCUAGCAAAAACAUGAAAUGCGAGUAUUUCUAAUAUUUCAUUUCCAUUUUUGAUUCAGGCAGGGAUCUGAAUGACUACAAAUCCUUGCUCAUCCAUGAAAUUUAGGGGGUUAAACUCUUAUCUCUCAAUUCUCAACUCUCCUUCAUAUGAAUAUUAAGAUGAAGUUGGUGCCUAGGAUUAUGUUAUGCCAUACUUUUGAGGAAAACUUGAAAUAAUAUUGAAAUGAGGUUUUUCUUUAAGAGGAAUGCCUCCAAAGCUUUGCCAUGCUAGCUUGUAGUUGAAAAUAACGAUGGAAUCUUUCAGUUCAUCCAAUCUAUUUAUCACUAAUUGUUUCUAAUUAAGAGUCCAAUUGCUUUUCAUAUCUCAUUGAAUACAUGCAAAUGUAACUCCCACAAUUAACUUGGGAAAAGCUUUAAUGUUGGUCAUUGUCUUUAAUUAUGGAAACCAUUUUCUUUAAAUAGUAUCUUUAAUUGGAUUUUAUCUAGAUUCUUACAUGCAGUUCCAGGGGGAACGGGGGUGGUGGUGGUGGGAUUAUUUCUGACCUUGCAUAAUUGUGACUUCCUAUAAAAUUUUCCAAUCCACCAAACCAAGUUUCUGCUUUUACCUAGUUUUAUGCCGCUGGGGAUAAAAGCAAAACAAUCUAUGUUUGCAACUUUCAAGGAAUAUACUUGGUGCUAUAAAAUGUACUUAUAGGAUUAACAUUUCACAGUCCAGCAUCCUGUGAGCCUGAUUGUGUGUUUAUUGCAUAGUGACUAUACGAGUGACACGAAAUAGAUUUACACCUCCAACUUUGUAACACGUUCAGUGACCCUUUCUUUGAAU